AUGAAUUCCCAGAUCGAGGAAACCAUGCGCAAUUGCUCAAAAUGUGCAACCUUUCAGAACAAACAAACCCCAGAACCUCAUAAGCCAUCACCAGUACAAGAUCUACCAUACCAAGUAGUAGGAUGUGAUCUGUUUGACUUUCAGUCCAAAAAGUACCUCAUCUUAGUGGACUACUUUUCACACUAUGCUGAUGUAGUUGAGCUGAAAUCUCCGUCAACCACCUCAACGCUGGAAGCUAUGAAGUCAGUGUUUUCUUGUCAUGGAAUACCUAGACAACUACGGUCAGAUAAUGGACCUCAGUUCACGUCACAGCAGUUCAAAUCAUUCUGUCGAGUGUAA
This is a messenger RNA of Ostrea edulis (European flat oyster), 339 nucleotides long. RefSeq lists its product as uncharacterized. The transcript has a single exon. Bases 1 to 339 code for a protein of 112 amino acids. Gene Ontology annotation, molecular function: nucleic acid binding. NCBI's taxonomy places the organism in Eukaryota, Metazoa, Mollusca, Bivalvia, Ostreida, Ostreidae. Gene Ontology annotation, biological process: DNA integration. The record is from RefSeq and is a predicted model, not a curated record.